This is a messenger RNA of Triticum aestivum (bread wheat), 1064 nucleotides long. Its product is annotated as probable protein phosphatase 2C 16. The transcript is spliced from 5 exons. The coding region runs from base 534 to 1064 and encodes 176 amino acids. Gene Ontology annotation, biological process: protein dephosphorylation. Gene Ontology annotation, molecular function: cation binding; protein serine/threonine phosphatase activity. The record is from RefSeq and is a predicted model, not a curated record. Lineage: Eukaryota; Viridiplantae; Streptophyta; Magnoliopsida; Poales; Poaceae.
ACAUGGAUGCACUAGAGAGAAGUACGAGGUUAUACUUAUGAUCACUGAACAACACCCCUGGAUUGUGUGGUACAUUUUAUUUUAUUUGGAAUGGAGUAGAAUUUAGUAUACACUAUCUAUUUUAAAUGGAGAACUGUAGUUUGUACGUAGCAGCUGCAAGGUCAAUCGUUUCUUCGAGUAUUGUCUGCUGUAUUAGAUGAUAGAGAGUAGUAUGUGCCUUCGUGCGUCGUUGCUGAUGUUAUUCUGGCUCACACGCACGAUUUGUGAUUUGGUGGCGGUUUCGCUUCAGUAGUCUUGUGUGCGUGACUUGUAGAAUUGGGGGCAGAGAUAUAUGAACAGUGAGGAAUGCCCGGUUCUUUGACACCUUUCUUCAAGUCGUGAACCUGCUGGUUUUGGUGAAGAGGACUAGUUCAGACGGUCCAGAGAAUAAUACAUGUAGUCAGGUUGUGGGGCGUCACCAACACUGUUUGCUCCUGUAUUGGCCACUUGAGCUGAUUUUUGGCACUUAUGGCUAUAGCCCAGUUAUUUUAAAAAUGGUAUUCGUACUUGUUUCAGGAGAAGCGAACCCUACCAUGGGUCAAGGUCCGUCUGUGAGCGAUGAGAAUAGCAGGAUCGAGUAUGCAGUGGGAUCUAGGAAAGGAUCGAACCCAAACAUGGAAGAUGCACAUUCAACUAUCCUUGAUCUAGAUGAUUCCAGUUCCACAUCAUUCUUUGGUGUUUAUGAUGGACAUGGAGGAGCUAAUGUAGCAUUGUAUUGUGCGAAAAGACUUCAUAAUGAGCUUGUAAAUGAUGAGGAUUAUCAGACCAAUCUGGAAGAAGCAAUGGGGCGUGCGUUUUCUAGCAUGGAUGAGCAGAUGCAAGCAAAUGAUGAAUGGAGAGCAUUGGCGAACCCACCUCAUGUCGGUCUGAAAUUGCUCGGUUGUAUGAAGACUGCUCCUUGUGUUAAGGGAACCCCAUACCUGGAAGGAACCACAGCUUGUGUCGUUCUCAUAAAAGGACAUCAAAUAAUUGUUGGAAACGUUGGUACCACUCGCUGUGUGCUCUCAAGGGGCCAGGAGGUAUAG